Molecule: messenger RNA, 408 nt
Organism: Fusarium poae
Lineage: Eukaryota; Fungi; Ascomycota; Sordariomycetes; Hypocreales; Nectriaceae
Exons: 2
Coding region: 1-408 (135 amino acids)
Source: RefSeq, a predicted model, not a curated record
AUGGAGAUCAUCACCUUUUUCAUCAUCAUUUCUAUCUUGGUUGCGUUCAUCGCUAAUGAUCCUAUGCAAACGCCAUUUGGAGCUAUUUUCACAGCAGGUGUUGUUGCGUUCUUCGCAUUUAUUGGGGGUGCUUCAUUCCUAAAUCAGCUCAUCAUUGCUAUUCAAGAGCGAUCAGAAGAACAAUCAGAAGACGCAGAAUCCCCUGGGCCCUCUCUACUUAGAUUGGCAGGCCACGGACCUGCAGAAUUCGACACCUAUGAUAAGUUCUACCAUGCCUAUGGCAUCUGCUGUGGUGAAAGGGGGCACUGCCACUCUUGUCUUACGCAGUACGCAGAACAGUUUAGAAAAGAGCAUGUGGAAGAUGGGCAUGAAUUUGACAGGCAGUUCAAGCAUGCUCUUGCUGAAUAG